Molecule: messenger RNA, 1920 nt
Organism: Lotus japonicus
Lineage: Eukaryota; Viridiplantae; Streptophyta; Magnoliopsida; Fabales; Fabaceae
Product: probable pectate lyase 18
Exons: 4
Coding region: 63-1283 (406 amino acids)
Molecular function (GO): pectate lyase activity
Source: RefSeq, a predicted model, not a curated record
UCUCAACUCUUUCCUUUCUCUCUAUCUUAAGCACUCACUCUCUCACUUAUCAAAGAGAGGACAUGACAAGCAUUCUACUCUCUUUGGUAAUCUUGCUCUUCUCUUUUCUCAUUCCAAUCCUCAUUUCCUCCUCACAUGUUCAAAACCCUGAAUUGGCAGUGCAAGAAGUAAACAGGAAAAUCAAUGCCUCUAUAGCUAGGAGGAACUUGGGGUACCUAUCAUGUGGGAGUGGAAACCCUAUUGAUGAUUGCUGGAGGUGUGACACCAAUUGGGAGAACAAUAGGAAAAGGCUAGCAGAUUGUGCAAUAGGAUUCGGCAAGAACGCAAUUGGAGGCAGGGACGGCAAGAUCUACGUAGUGGACGAUGCCAGUGACGACGACCCCGUGACCCCAAAGCCGGGUACGCUCCGGCACGCGGUGAUCCAGGACGAGCCGCUCUGGAUCAUCUUUGCCGGAGACAUGGUGAUCAAGUUAAAAGAAGAGCUGAUCAUGAACUCUUUCAAAACCAUUGACGGCAGGGGUGCGAGCGUGCACAUUGCUGGCGGUCCUUGCAUAACAAUACAGUACGUGACCAAUGUGAUCAUUCAUGGGAUACACAUCCAUGAUUGCAAGCAGGGUGGGAAUGCUAUGGUGCGGGACUCCCCACGACACUAUGGGUGGAGGACCAUAUCAGACGGUGAUGGCGUGUCGAUCUUUGGAGGGAGCCAGGUGUGGGUGGACCAUUGCUCGUUGUCGAAUUGCAAGGAUGGAUUGAUCGAUGCGAUUCAUGGGUCCACCGCAAUUACCAUAUCCAACAAUUACAUGACUCACCAUGAUAAAGUCAUGUUGUUGGGUCACAGCGAUUCUUACACAGAUGACAAGAACAUGCAAGUCACAAUCGCUUUCAACCACUUUGGUGAAGGUCUUGUUCAAAGAAUGCCAAGGUGUAGGCUUGGAUACUUCCAUGUGGUGAACAAUGACUACACUCACUGGGAAAUGUAUGCCAUUGGAGGAAGUGCUAACCCCACCAUCAACAGCCAAGGCAAUAGAUUUGUUGCACCCGAUGACAGAUUUAGCAAAGAGGUAACAAAGCAUGAAGAUGCCCCAGAGAGUGAAUGGCAGAACUGGAACUGGAGAUCAGAAGGGGACAUGAUGGUAAACGGUGCAUUUUUCACAGCAACGGGUGCUGGAGCUUCUUCUAGCUACGCCAGAGCUUCAAGCUUAAGUGCAAGACCAUCUUCCCUUGUUGCUUCCAUAACAAGUGGUUCUGGAGCACUUGACUGCAAGAAAGGUUCUCCUUGCUGAUAAUGACUCAUCAAGCAAUCAAAUCCAUUUUGAAAGAUCCAGUCAAUCCGAAAAUCAGUAAAUGAUGAAAAUUAAAUCUCCCUACAAAAGAAAAGGGAGGGAAAGAAUUUUAAAGGUCUAUGUGGUGGUGUAUGAUCUCUAGCUUUAGAUAUACUUUUACUUAUUGGAUUUCCAUAUCUUCCACUCUUUUCCUUUUCCCCUUUUUUUUCUUUUCUUUUCUAGAUUGUUAUCUGUGGUUUGUCUUUUCUUUUUUUUAGCUUUAUGAUUUUCCCAUGAUUACAACCUCCACCUGUUACUCUUAUAUAUAAGCCAAAUCAUUAGAAGAGUUCUCAGGAUGGUCUAAUGCUCUGUUUGUUUCAAAGGGAAUAUGGAAAGAAUGAAGUGGAAUGGAAGAAUUAUGACUGGAAAAUCAAUUUUCUACUAGGUUGGAUUAGACAGACAAAUAGAUGGAAAGGAAAAAUUGUACACAAAUAGUAUUGUGUCCGAAGUCCCCUCACUCUUGUGGUGAAAAUGAGCACUGAAGAAAGAAAGAAUGAAUUCCAUUUGUACCCCAUCUAAGUAUCUCUGGAUGUGCUGAUGUCUUGUUAGUAUAGGAGUAGGUUAUUGUGUUUUGUUUAAAUAACCAUUCAUUCACUAA